ACACCCACCCGACACAGCCCGCACUGUCGCCCGCAACCCGCAGCAGACGAAACUCUGCCCCACCUCCGAAUUCUGGUCGACUUCUUUUCUGGAUCAUGACGGGGUUUGUCCGCCGCCCAUAGUUCACCAUGACGGCCAUUUCUCUCGACGUGCCGCAGCCUGCCCAGCAUGGCCGAGGGCAGAGCUCGGCUCAAUUCUCUCGGACUGCUACGCUGGCCGCCUCCGCUGCUUCCUCUCCAGCCCGCCACCCCGGAUCUUUCUCCCGGCAGACCACCCAUGCCAUGUCGCACCUACAAGCUCAGUAUGCCGAAGCCUCCGCGUCGGCGUUGGCGCCGCAGCCAAACGGCAAUGCGCGCGCCGUCUCACCUGGCCAUGCGCCCAUGCGCCCCGGGCAGCCUCUUGCCAAUGGAAGACGAAACACAUCGCCGAUCCCCUCCUCCUCACGACGACCCUCGAGCGCGCCCGGAGACAGUCAAGCUGUCGCGUCGGGUAGCCGCGUUGACGACGGACAUGUCGAAGAGAGCAGCCGUUCCCUUGUUGCGAGACCGACCAAACCGCCUUUACUCCGAUCCAAGAGCGAGCACCACCCACGUUAUGACGAGGCGGACGACGAUGUUGAGGAGGAAUAUUAUGACCUGGGCGCCCGGCAUGGUUUUGAGGACCACUACCUCUCCGAGGAUGUCAUCGCCCACCUUGCCAAUAACUGGUACAUGUACUUUACCGACAAGCGCCAUGAAACGACGGGAAAGCCCAAGACACCUGCUUUUGAGCUUCAGGACUGGCGCAUGCGUGAUCGACUCAAGACGGUGUCCGCCGCUAUCGCUGUGUGCCUAAAUAUCGGCGUGGAGCCGCCGGAUCAGCUGCGGACCGCACCCGGUGCCAAACUCGAGGCCUGGCAAGAUCCGACUGUCCCACCAGUGAGCAAGGCGCUCGAAAACAUUGGCAAGUCGCUACAGGCGCAAUACGAAACCCUGGCGCUCCGAACCCGCUAUAAGCAGUACCUUGACCCGUCCAUCGAGGAGACCAAGAAAUUCUGCAUCUCCCUUCGCCGAAAUGCGAAGGACGAGCGAGUCCUCUUCCACUACAACGGCCACGGGGUACCGAAACCCACUGCUUCUGGCGAGAUCUGGGUCUUCAACAAGAACUACACGCAAUACAUCCCAGUAUCGUUGUACGACCUCCAGCAAUGGCUUCAAGCUCCCACCAUCUUCGUGUGGGACUGCUCCGAGGCGACAAACAUCCUCAAGAAUUACCACAAAUUCGUCGAGAAGCACGAGCAAGAAGAUGAGGAACAGGCGCUCAAGGACCCGAACCACGAGAAGACUAACUACCGUCCCUACAUCCAUUUGGCAGCUUGCGAUUCCAAGGAGAAUCUGCCAACGAACCCCCUUCUUCCCGCCGAUCUUUUUACCUGCUGCUUGACGACCCCGAUCGAGAUGGCUCUCUGGUUCUUUGUUUUACAGAACCCGCUUGACACCAGUGUUUCUCCCGAGAGGGCACGGAAGCUUCCCGGGAGACUCCAGGAACGACGGACGCCUUUGGGGGAGUUGAACUGGAUUUUCACCGCUAUUACGGACACUAUCGCCUGGACGACCCUUCCGCGCCCUUUGUUCCGCAAGUUCUUCCGUCAAGACUUAAUGGUGGCGGCCUUGUUCCGCAACUUUCUCCUGGCGCAGCGAAUCAUGCCUGUGUACGGGUGCAACCCUCAGUCUUAUCCCGAGCUUCCCGAUACCCGGCGACACCCUCUCUGGGAGAGCUGGGACCUUGCUGUUGACAUGGCUCUAGCCCAACUACCGAUGUUGGAGAGACGGGAAGCCGAUGGCGUCCCGUAUGAAUACGUCAACUCGACUUUCUUCACAGAGCAGCUCACAGCUUUCGAGAUCUACUUGACCAGGGGCGACGCGGUCUCUCAAAAGCCACCGGAACAGCUGCCCGUAGUUCUCCAGGUUCUCCUUAGUCAGCAGCACCGGCUCCGAGCUCUGAUCCUUCUGGGCAGAUUCCUUGACCUCGGCCCCUGGGCCGUGCAGCUGGCCCUGAGUAUAGGCAUCUUCCCCUAUGUGCUGAAGCUAUUGCAAUCGGCUGCCCAAGAACUCAAGCCUGUCAUGGUUUUUAUCUGGACCCGCGUCUUGGCUGUGGACAUCUCGUGCCAACAAGACUUGAUCAAGGACAACGGCUACACUUACUUUGCGGCUAUAAUGAAGCCGCAAGAGACGUUUCCGGUCGUCGGCGUGGUGGUUUUGGAUGAGCACAAGGCAAUGUGCGCGUUCAUUCUGGCCAUGCUAUGCAAGGGCUUCAAACCUGGUCAGAUCGUUUGCAACUCGACUGACAUCAUGACCUACUGCCUACAUCACAUCGAGCACCCCGAGAAUCCUCUGCUCCGCCAAUGGUCGUGCCUCUGCAUCAGCCAGUUGUGGAGGGAUCUUCCAGACGCGAAGUGGAGAGGCAUUCGGGAGAAUGCUCACUUGAAACUGUCGUACCUAAUCAAGGACCACUGUCCCGAGGUUCGCGCCGCCAUGGCGCACGCCAUGACCACCUUCCUCGGCAUCCCCGAUAUAACCGAUGAGGUGGCAAGGAUCGAGGAAGGUAUCGCUUGGGCGAUGCUGGAGCUGGCGACUGACGGCAGUCCUAUUGUUCGGAAGGAACUUCUCGUCUUUUUUUCUCACUUUGUUCUUCGCUACGAGAGCAAGUUCUUGGUUGCCGCCUACGAACAGCUUCUCGAGGAGAAGGAAUACCAGUUGUCGUCUCCGCUAGAGGACGGCCUGGAUCACAAGAUGGGCCUGCAUUUUGCGCGGCGCGAGAACCGUGAGAGAGACGGAACCAUCACACCUACUGCGUUUGGUGUGGCCCACGAUUCGGUCUUUGCGGCAUGCUGGAAGCACAUCAACAUCUUGAGCGUUGAUCCCCACCCCGAGGUUCAGAGGGACGCGACCAAUAUCUUGGACUACGUCCACCACGCGCUGCUGCACUCUCCUGUCGGCGCUCAAGCGCAAUCUCUCAUGGACGAGAUCCUCCGGCGCGCUAGAAAAGUGUCGAGGGGUGACAUGAGCCAGAGAAUCAGCGUUGCCGGCACCCGCACUGCGGCAGCCCAGCCAAUGCCAUCCCCCGGUCUUCUCAAGCGGACAGCGAGCUACCUAUUCGGGCCGCUCAUGGGGACUCUCGAUGCCGCCGCUAAUGCUCCAUCCCCCCCAGCAACACCCAGCUUGCAGAGGUCGUUCUCCCAACGAAGCCGUAAGGGACCGAGUCACGAAAACGCCCCGCCUGAGCAGCACGACCAGGUCACAUCCCCAUCAAACUACCAUAUUGCCAACGAGCCGCUCUGUGCCGGUUACCAGGAGCGCCAGCUCAGAGAGACACCUACCCUCCCCCUGGCCAGCACAUUCUUGGACUGGUCAACCGAGUAUUUCCGCGAGCCUCAAAUGAAGGCGCCCGAAGCCGAGGAACCCGGCAGCAACGAGUAUAACGAGCGGUUGUGGCGACGAGCACGCAAUGAGGCUGUUCUUAGAGAGACGCAGCCGCAAAAGACUCACGCCCGGACGCACAAAUGGAACGGCCAAGCGGGUGUCAUCCUCACUGGCUCGCAGCCAUCCAAGAUGACUUUCCACCAGUUUGAGAAUCACAUUGCCGUCGCCGACGACGGAAACACCAUCACAAUCUGGGACUGGAAGACUAAUUCCCGCAAGAGCCGCUUCUCCAACGGCAACCCCGAAGGAUCCAAGAUCUCGGACAUGCGGUUCAUCAAUGAGGAUGACCAGGCUCUCCUCAUGACUGGCUCUUCGGAUGGUGUCAUUCGCAUUUACCACAACUAUGACAACGAGGCAGAUGUCGAACUCGCGUCAUCAUGGCGCGCGCUUACCCACAUGGUCCCAUCUAACGUCAACUCCGGGAUGGUCUUCGACUGGCAGCAGGUUAACGGCCAAGUGCUGGUGGCCGGCGAUGAGCGAGUCAUCCGGAUAUGGAACGCGGGCCAUGAGAUGUGCACGCACGAGAUACCAGCGCGAUCUGGUUCCUGUGUGACAGCGUUGGCGUCGGACCAGAUGACGGGCAACAUCUUUGUCGCCGGCUUUGGAGACGGCGCCAUCCGCGUCUUUGACGCGCGCAUGAAGCCGCAGGAGACCAUGGUUCGCAAGUGGAAGGACGAAAGCAGGCAAUGGGUGCGCUCCGUACACAUGCAGCGCGGCGGCCAGCGCGAGCUGUUGUCUGCCAGCCGCAACGGCAAGGUUCACCUCUGGGACAUCCGCAUGGAGCAGCCGCUCAAAACGUUCCAGACAACCAAGGAUGUGUUACGAACUGCGAGCACCCACGAGCAUCUGCCCGUUUUUGCUGUUGGCACCUCGGCGCACCUCGUCAAGGUCUUUGACUUUGAUGGACACGAAAUCACUCGCGUCGAGCCCUACUCUGGCUUCCUGGGCCACAAGGCCGCUCCGCUCACCGCCACCGCGUUCCACCCGCACCGUAUGCUUCUAGGCUGUGCCGCCCGUGGCGACCACCAUGUCAGCCUUUAUGCAUGUGGCAAUGAGAGGGUUGGCCCGUUCUGAGGAAUGUUUCCCUGUUUGCCUUUUUCUUUCUCUCCUUUUUGUUUCCUUGGCACCAACUGCAUU
Chaetomium fimeti is the source of this 4598-nucleotide messenger RNA. RefSeq names its product raptor N-terminal caspase like domain-containing protein. Gene Ontology annotation, biological process: cellular response to amino acid stimulus; positive regulation of protein serine/threonine kinase activity; TOR signaling. Bases 129 to 4535 code for a protein of 1468 amino acids. NCBI's taxonomy places the organism in Eukaryota, Fungi, Ascomycota, Sordariomycetes, Sordariales, Chaetomiaceae. The record is from RefSeq and is a predicted model, not a curated record. Gene Ontology annotation, cellular component: cytoplasm; TORC1 complex. The transcript has 4 exons. Gene Ontology annotation, molecular function: protein-macromolecule adaptor activity; protein binding.